Molecule: messenger RNA, 270 nt
Organism: Cylicocyclus nassatus
Lineage: Eukaryota; Metazoa; Nematoda; Chromadorea; Rhabditida; Strongylidae
Source: the annotation of a GenBank genome assembly
AUGGAUUUUGAAUACAUGACCCGGAAACAAGUAAUCGUGGAGCCGAAGCGAAACGCAAACUUGGUCGUUUUUGACCUCACAGAUGAAAAGACCGCAUCCAGAGGGCAUAAUGCUCCCAACGAUGUGGAAAAACACUAUCUGACAGAACAACCAGUUCUGUGGCAUGACAAGGACCCAAAUUUCAAAAAUUAUGCUGCUCGGGCUGCAGCAUGGCGCAGCGUAAAUGAGGACAUGGGGGAUGUAUUUGAAUUCUCUUUUCAUGGUAUGUAG